UCGGCGACGAGCGACUUUUGCGCGGGUUUGACGGAUCUAUCAGCCGUGCCGUCGCGAAAAAGGCUCGACGCGAGAGAGAAAAAGAGAGAGAGAGAGUGUGUGUGUGUGUCAAAGUCUCGGAGAGCUGUGCGCUCUGCAGACGGUAGGUCGUGGGAAGGCGACCGCCCGGACGCGCGACCAGCUUCAGGCCGAUCGUGCGGGCCCCGAAGAGGACCGUCCGCGCGAGUCCGCCGCGUUUCCCGACGAAGGGGACGCUCGAAACGCUCGAUCGACGUGACGUAAGAGCGCCACGGUGCCAGCCGCGGUACACGGCACGUCGCCGGGCGUCGGAACGCUCGCCCUCGUCCAUCGAGAGAACCCGGAGCAAGAGGGACCGAGGGAGUGGGACAGAGCGAGAGGGGCGGCGAGAGUCAGACCCGCUGGAUCCACCUAACCCAAAUCGAUCGCCGCGACCGGGCCGGAGGAGGCGCUGGCUCGGUUCCCCUUUAUCGCCGUGGAUCUUAUCGAUGGUGCGCGAGAACCGAUCGGUCGCGAGCGCGUCGGUUCCGAUCGCCGGCUGUGAGAUCAUCGUCGCGCCAACAUUAUGACGGACGCCCGCCCUCGCCGCGACACCAAGGACCCUCCUGCCUGCCGCCCGCCCCGCGCUCUGCCGCUGCCGCCGCGCGAACACGGCGAGGGAGUCGCGGGGGAUGCGCGAGCGUGAGCGCGAGUCAUCGCGAGGCGUCGGUGUGUGAAACGCCUGGGCCUCGGGAGGCCGGGAAUAGGUCGUCCAGGGAUUUACGCUCGGGUGUCGUCGAUCGUCCCCCUCCCCCAGCCAACCAUGAAGAAGCAGUUUUUCCGGGUGAAGCAGCUCGCCGAUCAGACCUUCUCCAGAGCUGGUAGAACGGAGGUGUUGACGGAUGAUCUGGUGGCCGCUGACAAGCAUGUCGAGCAGAUCAGAGCGGCUCUCACCGGUCUCAGCAAAAGACUCGGGAAUCCACCGAACCAGACCAUCACGCAAGAUCCGGCUCUCAAGGAUAAGCGUUUGAAAAAAUCCCCCGAGUACAUACUCGGGCAAACCAUGUUGGAGAACGCCGGCGAGGACGGCCUCAUGAGUUUCGCGCUGGUGGAGUGUGGACGAGUGCAGAUGUCAUUGGCUAACGAGGCCGUGGAACAUGAGGCUAAAGUCGAACAAUAUGUGGCCGCCCCGCUGCAGCAUAUUUUAGACACUGAUGUACCAAAUAUAUUGAAGUAUAAGAGAAACCUAGCGCGUCUUAUUUUGGACAUGGACAGCGCCAGAACGAGAUACUUCCAAGCGAUGAAACACAGUACUGGUACAGGCGCAACAAAGAUAGACAACUUGAGGGAAGAAUUGGAAGAUGCCGAAUCGAAAGUUGAGCAAUGCCGAGAUCAAUUGGCCGCAGAGAUGUUCCAGCUCAUGUCGCGGGAGACUGAACUAGCUCAGACGAUUAUUCAGUACAUAAAACUUCAGCGGGCAUAUCACGAAAGUGCGUUGCAUUGUCUCGAAGAUCUUAUACCUACGAUGGAGAGCUAUAUUAACGAUAACGAAAUGAAGCCAGUCUACGGGUAUCCUCUCGAAGAACAUCUUAGGGUAACAAACAGAAAAAUCGCACUGCCCAUACAGCUGUGUGUGUCCGCGCUACUGCGUCUGGGUAUAGAGGAGGAGGGUCUUUUCAGAAUCGCUGGCGCCGCCUCGAAAUCACGGCGAAUCAAGUUGAGCUUGGACGCCUGCUGUCUCAACUUAACAACGGCCCUCGAAUACAAAGAUCCUCAUGUCAUUGCUGGCGCGUUGAAGUCAUAUCUACGGGAGCUGCCGGAGCCUUUGUUGACGUACAAAUUGUAUCCCGAAUGGAUGGCCGCCGCAAAAAUCACGCAUAGCGACAUGAGAUUACGAGCUCUCUGGGAGGUGUUACACAAGUUACCACCGGCGAACCUGGAAAACUUGCGGUUUUUAAUUAAGUUUCUAGCUGUGCUCACGAAGAAUCAGGAUGUAAAUAAAAUGACGCCGCAGAACAUCGCCAUCGUCAUCGCGCCGAAUCUGAUUUGGAGUCCGCAAGAGGACGCAAAUACAAUAGUGAUGAACAUGAGUACAGCGAACAACUCUAGUCUUAUAGUAGACCAAUUAGUCACGUACGCGGACUGGUUCUUCCCCGGCGAGGUGGAUUUUGAUCGCGAUCUGGAAAUCGGCAUCAUCAACGAUACGGAACAUCAGAUCGUCGGUAUGCGCCGCUGCGUUUCCAACAGCAGCCUCAGCGAUCAUGGCGAGAGCCCGACGCAGGGCAGCCCGAAACCGGCGGCGCGCCGAAAGAAUAAACCGGCGCCGACGCCGCCGGGCGGCAAUACUCCGGACCGGCACGACAAACCACCGCCGACGCCGGACAAACCACCGAGAGUCUUGACGUCUACUCUGAAUCGGUCGACGUAUAGAAGCCAAAAGCACGAGGUGAACACCGAAUUGAUACGACACGAGAGCAACGUGGAGAAGCACGAGAAGCAGCCGGAGGCGGACGCGAAAUCGCAGCCGGCCUCGGAGUCGAUCCCGACGGACGUUCAGCCUGCCGAUAAUCCCGAGCGGUCGCAUGAAACCGCCGUUCACCAAAGUGAAGUCUUCAAUUACAAUGAAGCGGACAAAAGUGUUCAAGAACCGCAGAAAUGCGAUGCGAAAGUAAGUGCGCCGAGUGCGAAGGAGAAACCAAAUGGCAACUCGUCCGACAAUGCGAGUGUCGCGAAAAUAAUUACGGAGAUGGAGCAUAACGAGACUACAGUGCAGAGACCAAAACCAGUGCCUACGGAGAAGCCAUCCACGUUAGAGAGGAGAAGACCGGUCGCCGCGCCAAGAAGUAUAACGAAUAUUGUGCACAACACAGCAGAAGAGGUAGUCGAGUUACGUAAAAAGUCAGAUAGUAACACGCACGCGACACCCAAUGACAGAAGCAGUAAACCGGCGAUACCAGAGCGACCGCCCGGCUUGAUUCGUCCGUCGAGUCUCAUCAGGCAACAGCCGCGUUCCACUAACGAGAAUCCAGAGACCGAUCCAGGGCCCUUAACGCUGGAACGGGCCCACGUGUAUUCCGUGGACAAACAGCAGGUCAGUAUAAUACAAGUGCGUGGGGGGAACAACGCCAUCCCGGGCGAGAGCACUGGCAACACGGCAACUUCGAACUUGCAGAGAAGCCCAAGCGUGGGUAGUAGGCCGUCGUCGAUGUCGUUGUACGGCCCCGAGCGCCCGGAAAAGCCCGAGAGGCCGGACGCGCCGCACGAGCAAACGAAAGCGCACGCGCGCACCAGAUCGGAAGGUAAUAUCAUAGACGUCCAAACGCAGACCAAUACAGUGGUGACGGUGCUCAAGUCGCCGCAGCAGAAGCCGGCCUCGCCGAGGAUCCAUCAGCGGCCGCCGAGGCCGCAGCCGCCGCCGCCGCCGCCGCCUACUGCACGAUCUAAGUCGGAUCAUGAGAGCACCAAUCUCUAGCGGAGCACGGAACGAGGCAGGAGGCGAUCGCGACCUUAAGAAAGGGACUCUCGAGGACUCGCCGAUUUAUCGCAGCUGAGAACGCGGUUUUACACAUGACAAUAUGUCACCGAUGAAAUCCUGUCAAGUGUGGAUAAGGAUUGUAAGAAGUUUAAUGGAAAUCUUCGUUGAAAUGAGAAAGCAUCAGUGAUGAGUAUUUAUACAGAGGCACAACCGACGGCCGUUCGUCGGUUAAUUGAAAACGAGAGGCGAUCGUAUUCAUAAGUUUGAUAUAAGAUUCGGACACAGAGUUACUCUAUUUUUUUCCGUGAUCUCCCUAUUUAUACGACUUCUUAUUGUAUCUCGACGGAUGAUCCUUAGAAGAGCAGUCUGACAAUUGCCAUUGUACGAAGGGAAGAAAAACGGGAGGAGGACCCAAGUGUGCAUCUGGAUAGUCUAAAAGACAUUCGGCAGCUGUCGGCACGCCGCGUGUCGUUUCCAAACCGUUUCUAGGUACAUAUCUAAUUUCGUAAUUGACCAUAAUAUUUUUGCAGCCUACUACCGACUUUUAUACUUAUUGCUAAUAAGGAAAAACGAAUUCUACGAGUAAGAACACUUUUGCAUUUUCACUAAGCGUUGAAGCGCACAAGAAGGUUCGGUGCGCUUAAUAUACGUGAGAAAUAUAAUUACAGGAUUGACUUUUCAACCCGCGAAACAUUAAACGACAGCAUUUGCGCUCACAAUACGAAUUUUCAACCGAUACGUCCAUUGAGAGAAAAAAAACGAAUUAAAGUACGGGAUGAUCAAUAUGUUGGAAUUGAUUCAACGGGUGAUAUUUAUUAGUGAAGAUUGUUUGUUAAUCGUUGUGGAACGCUGGAAGAGAUGAACGUAUCCGCGCUUUAUAUUUAACCGAUUUGACGUGCGACCCUGAAUUACUGUUAAUACCUAAGAUUCGAAAGAACUUUUAAUAUAGUUAGACUAUUAAUUUUUACAUGUUUAAAUCACGGUAUAUUUCCAUGCAAUGAACUCGUGAUCCUGAAUUGAUCAGACUAAGAUUAUCGUGCCGGAAGGUUGCGUAUGUGCGUACACGUCAUAUACAUAUAUAUCUACAGGGGAUUUGUCAAGCACACGAUUAUCGUAGCCUCAUAUAUUAGUGGAAUGUCAAAUUUAUGAUUUUACCUUGUUAAAAAAUUAUAUACGUAAAUUUUUCAUUCUCAGCUAGUAAUUUAAUUGAGUAGUUUUAUAACGAUUUCCGGACUCGGAUUUCAGACGUUUUCGCCGGGUGUUUAAACGAAAUUCGUUUUGUACCACAAGCAAGAGAUCUCGAGUUUGUUGUAUCUUGUUUUCAUUGAGAAUGCUAGAUUUGUCAAAUUUAAGAAAUUAGCAUUAUGGUUAACAUUUAUUGCUUAUGUCUAAUAUAUAUCUAGAUAUAAAACAAUUGAAGAAUCGAGAAUAAAUCGGGACAUGUAUAUUUGUUAAAAGUUUUUUUGUUUAAAAGUUCGUGCAAUGGAUCAAUAAAGUUUUUACUUUACGAUAAAAUCAUUACAUGAUAAAAAAUGUACAGUUAUUCGUUAAAAAGUAAAAAUGCAGUAUUAUUGAAUAUCCAUUUAAUUAUGGAUAAAAAGAUAGAUAUACUACGUUAACGAUGAUUAUAUUUUAUGAAAUUGUAAGAAAAUAGAGUUUAUCAUCGGAGUAAAUCGGCAUUGUCGGAACAGAUCUUGAAAUUAUAUAAUACAGAUUAUAUAAUUAAAGAGCUGAUAGUUUUUUAUUUUUUAGAUUUCACUUUUAUUGUUGCUACAAAUAACAAACCUUGCAUUCUCUACAAAUUUCCGUGCGCUUAUUUCGUAAUUGGCAUCGCUCAUAAUGUUAAUUAGGCAGCGAGUGAAUUAAAAAAAAUCUAGCCAAUGACAAAUCACGCAUUUACCUAAGGUGUGCUUAGGCUGUGAAUGUAAUGGACUAUUAGAGGAGUUUAUUUGUACAUAAAUAAAGAUUUACUCUAUUAGAAA
This is a messenger RNA of Vollenhovia emeryi, 5454 nucleotides long. Its product is annotated as rho GTPase-activating protein 44-like. Gene Ontology annotation, molecular function: protein binding; GTPase activator activity. The record is from RefSeq and is a predicted model, not a curated record. The transcript is spliced from 9 exons. Gene Ontology annotation, biological process: positive regulation of GTPase activity; regulation of Rac protein signal transduction; signal transduction. Gene Ontology annotation, cellular component: intracellular anatomical structure; cytoplasm. Lineage: Eukaryota; Metazoa; Arthropoda; Insecta; Hymenoptera; Formicidae. Bases 821 to 3469 code for a protein of 882 amino acids.